Exophiala bonariae is the source of this 2235-nucleotide messenger RNA. RefSeq lists its product as uncharacterized. Gene Ontology annotation, cellular component: cytoplasm. The record is from RefSeq and is a predicted model, not a curated record. Bases 1 to 2235 code for a protein of 744 amino acids. Gene Ontology annotation, biological process: protein phosphorylation. Gene Ontology annotation, molecular function: protein serine/threonine kinase activity; ATP binding. Lineage: Eukaryota; Fungi; Ascomycota; Eurotiomycetes; Chaetothyriales; Herpotrichiellaceae. The transcript is spliced from 2 exons.
AUGAUGACAUAUACGGAAGCCGCGCCACGAGAGGCAAGAACAACCGCGUCACAGACACCAUUCCAGAUUCAACACGACGAAGCAGACGGCGACACACUAGCAGAUCGAUAUCAAGUGCUAGAAGAACUGGGUAGUGGCUCGUUCGGUGUUGUUUACAAAGCAAUCGAAAAAGCCACUGGAGAAAUCGUCGCAAUCAAACAUGUAGAUCUCGAAUCCUCCGAAGAGGACCUUUCAGAUAUCCUAUCCGAACUCUCAGUCCUCUCCUCCUGCGCCAGUCCUCAUGUCACAAAAUAUCGGCUAGCUUUCCUACGACGACAAACUCUAUGGAUAGUGAUGGAGUACCUGGGUGGUGGAUCCUGCGCUGAUCUCCUCAAACCCCCUCCUCACUGCCUAUCUGAAUCUCACAUCGCUAUCAUAUGCCGUGAACUUCUGCUUGGUCUCUCGUACUUGCAUGGAGAAGGGAAACUACAUCGAGACAUCAAAGCUGCAAAUGUUCUAUUGGGUAUGGACGGACGUGUCAAAUUAGCGGACUUCGGUGUUGCUGCACAACUGGUUGGAUUGAAGAGUGUCAGGAACACAUUCGUCGGAACACCUUUCUGGAUGGCUCCGGAAGUCAUUCAACAGGAAGGUCACGAUGCCAAAGCCGAUGUAUGGAGUUUGGGCAUUACAGCUAUGGAACUGGCCAAUGGUGAACCGCCUCAUGCCAACGUUCAUCCAAUGAAGGUUCUCUUCUUGAUUCCCAAGCAAUCCGCCCCAAGACUAGAAGGAAGUCAAUGGUCCCGAGAUUUCAGAGAUUUCGUCGCAACAUGUCUGACCAAAGAUGUCGACAAAAGAAGUAGUGCGAAAGAAUUGCUGAAGCAUCGCUUUAUCCGAUCUGCCGGCAAGAUUGAAGGACUUCAAGAAUUGAUUGUCAGAAAACAGGAUUGGGAAGCUGGCAAGGGCGGCGAACGUAAUCUGAAGUACUACGCCGAAACACUCAGAAAUUUGUCAAGCCAGAAAAAUGAUGACGAUUGGGUUUUCGAAACGAUCAAGGCGGUACCGACAGUUGAUCUCCGUGGUAUUCAAACCCAGAAACGACGAAAGAUUGAGCGGCCCGGUGUUGAUAUCCAAGGUGAUAGUCCUACGGACAGCGCCACACAGAUGAUGCGAGACCUUGCGCUGAAUCAAGAUCGAAACGUCGAGUCUAGUCCGAUGAAAUCAACAAUGCGCAAGAUCUCCCAGUCCAGACGUGACGAAUUGGUAUCAGGCGAUACAGCUUCGGUAAAGCGAACAGCAAAGAAGAGAAUAUCCAGCGCACAAGCCCGACAGCCAUUGGGAGUCAAUAUGUCCUUCGGCAACAGCCCCAGCACUGUUCGACAAUUUAGAAGAGUGUCACCAAGCGCUUUGAGCAACACCAACGAAGAAAAUGAGGAUCCAUGUUCUAGUGUUAUAAGGACACCCUCAAAAGCAAAACCAGCUUUGCCCCAAUUUGCAGAUAUGGACCACUCCUUUCUUCAAGAGUCAAAGGUUGAGAGAACCUCCCGGUUUCCAUCCACGGCAAGCACCAUUGUAUCCGAGUCCAAAGAGGCAAAGCUUGGCCGGAAACUUUAUGCUAAUGCAAUUGGAAUAUCUUGUCAAGAUGUUUUGAAUGACACAGGUGACGAAGCAAAGCGGGAAGCCAUUGCUCGAUUGGCUGAGGCGUUCUCAGAUCUCGAAAAUGUUGAUCCUGAUGGAAUGUACCAUAUCAUGAACUCAAUCAUCAAGAAUAUGAAAGAGAAUAGCGAUCUGAAAAACAUGCUGCCUUCAACACCAGCACCACAGUCUUCGACCACAACUCAGCCAUCAGCUGCUGUAUCACAAUCCGAACAGCAGAUGUCUUCACCAAGCAAACCUGACAACAGUGUAUCAGCAUCUCCUAUUUCCGCUAAUGCUAGUCGCCAAGUCACACCCAGCACACCGACUCGAGGAAAUGUUGGUGCAAAAUUACUUCUUGCACAGAAUAACCCCCACUUGAAGUCUCAUCGACGAAGACAAUCCGCUCAAGCCGCCAUCAGCAGAUCAAGGGACACCAGCUUCAAUACUAGUGGUAUGAAAAGUCCUGAGAAGAAGAAGACUUCUUUGACAAAUGAAGAUGCCGAUUUGGAGAGAGAAAUCGUUGAGGGUUUCAAAGGCGGGUUGGAACACAAUCGGCAAAUCGCAGAUGUUUUAUUCGACAGAUGGUGCGAAGGUUUGAGAGUGAGAUGGCCUGCAGUCUAA